Molecule: messenger RNA, 1833 nt
Organism: Vicia villosa (hairy vetch)
Lineage: Eukaryota; Viridiplantae; Streptophyta; Magnoliopsida; Fabales; Fabaceae
Exons: 4
Coding region: 1048-1386 (112 amino acids)
Source: RefSeq, a predicted model, not a curated record
GAAUUUGUUUUUCUUUAAAUUUCUAUUUUAAACCCUAAAAGUCAUUUGAGUUCUUCAAAUUUGUAUUUGAAACCCUAAAAUUCAUUUGAUUUGUUCAAAUUUCUCUUUGAACCCUAAUAUUAAUUCAACUUUAUCGAAAUUUCUAUUUUAAAAAUAUAAACUAAUUUGAAUUUUCAUUUACAAUUUGAAGCUCACAAAUUCACAAAAAAUGUUAAAUGGUUGAUUCUUAUAAUUAAUAGGUAUGUUUGAUUCUCAAAAAUACAUAUUGGGAUGCGAGCCUUAGAUUUGGAUUGGCAAGGUUGUUUCUGUUUGUAAUUUUGAUGCUGAUAUUCAGGAUGAGGAGCCUAAUCACUAUAUUGGUUUUCAUGUUUUUAAUAUUUUUUUAAUAUGAAGGACUAGAUGGAGUAUUUAAUAUUUGUUUUUUGAUAAAUGAAAAAGAAUAUAUAUGCAAAGUGUAAAAAAUAUCCUAUUUCAAUGUAACAAGUUUUAGCGCAUAUAACAGCUUGUUGUGAUUCUUCUUUUUUUUCAUAUACAUUAUUCAUGCUAUGUUUGAGCUUUUCAUAUGCAUGCAUGGCCAAGUUGUAAUUUGUCUGAGGAGGGUUAAUAAUGUAAAUAAAAUUGAUGAUUGUGAAUAUUCGAAUUGGCUUUACCAUACAACACAAACUGCAUUAUAUUUUCCUUGACUUUGAUUCUUAUUGUAAUAUUGAAGCAAGUAACAAAGUUAGGUCCAUUAUACUUUUCUUAUACUAUUCAAUUUCCUCAUAGAAAAACACGUAUAUAAGUUCUGUCCAGAAAUUUAGAACUUGAUAUUCCUUCAUUACAAUGACUCUAGAAUAUUGGCAGCAAUUUGAUGGUGACGUUUCAUGUUAUAAAUUAAAGCAAAUCAGCUCCUUGAAACUCAACUCAAUCGAAACCAAAGUUACAAUUACUUUCUCCUCUCAAUUCAAGCAAUGAAACUCAAGAAGAGAAAAAAACUAUAUUCAAAAGGGAAGCUCCAUACAACAAUGAUUUCCUUGAUUAAUAAGGUGGUAUUGCUACACCAAGACAAUGGCAGAAAAGAAUGCCGUGGAAAUUGCAAAAAGAGAUGCCCUUAUGGAACCAUUGUCAGAGUCACCCUCUAAUGCUAAUGUUGCAUAUAGAAUUUUUGGUGGUCAAAUGAAGGGUAACUAUUGGCUAAUUGUGGACGUGAGGAACGUAGCAAAUGCAUUACUUUUGGCUUACGAGAAUCCUAUAGCCAAAGGGAGAUACAUAUGCACGUCCCACACUAUAACCGAAAAAUAUCUGAGAGAGAAGAUGAGGAUUUUAAAUCCCAACUUAAACUUACCCCCCACAAUGUGCGUCGAAGAUGAUGAUAUCUAUGAGGAGGUGAAUAGCUAUGUUGAUUAGGAGGAUGUUAAACGGCAGCUGAGCUCUAUGAAACUGUAGAUAGAUUUGGGUUGGAGGUUCAAGCUCUAUACAUGCUAUACAUUUUCUAAAGCAAGUGUUUGCGUAUAUCAGGUUAAUUAUGUAGCCAGAUUUGGUAUUACAAGUCGGAAUUCUCUCAGAAUUCAAAGCGAAGGUUGAAUAGUCGGAAUUCUCUCAGAAUUUAAAGCGAAGCUUGAAGAUGCUGCUUGUAUUUUGUAUAUUAAACUGUAAGUUACUGUUAGCUUGAGAUUAGGGAUUAAGCAGGCCAUUUUCACAAAUGAGUCUACAUCAACUUAGGCAUGUGCAGCCUGAAUGGUAAAACGGGCCCUUGACACUAGUUAUAAACAAAUUAAAUUAUUAUAAUAUAUGUAGCAUUAUGAAAUAUGAUUAUUGUGUUAAUAAAAGUAUAGUCGGGUUUUGUUUCGUUUC